AUGCCACGAGGCCCGAGGGAAGAGACUCUCACAAAGCUGGAUGCAAUAUUCAAGGCAUUCUGGUGCAGGCUCGAAGAGAGGCAACAGCGUGCUGGCAUGCAAGGCUACGCACCUCCGGCGGCUGAUUCAAAGUGCCAAAAUAAGCGUGCACCGGGGGCCCAUAAACGGGUAACCUCCACACUGCGACCACACACCACCGGGGUCUCCCGUUACUCAUCACCCGCACAAGCACUGACUCACACUAAGAAGCGGAGGACAGUCCGCAAUCCAGCUGUAGCAGUCCCACAUCGAGGCAACCACAGGAGGAGACCCACUACAGCACAGGCGACUCAACUAAAGUGCCACAUACAGCUGCAGCCCAACAGGCAAAUCAUUACAGCACUGCUGAAAGCGAAGAGGUCGGCUGGACACUACCGCCAACAGCACAACACGAACCCUUUGAGGGAUCUUGUACAUCACAAGGCAAAGCACCAAGGAGGAGGGUCGCUGUCCCAGGCUAUGGCCAACACCAUACCACAAGCUUGCACUCACCGGAGCUCACCAGGGACAGACAAAGCCUUGCACCCCCCCUGCCUGACUGGACGUUUCGCUGAUCGGGACUGUGUAGACCCACUAAAAGGCAUCGGUUAG
This is a messenger RNA of Pelobates cultripes (western spadefoot toad), 630 nucleotides long. Lineage: Eukaryota; Metazoa; Chordata; Amphibia; Anura; Pelobatidae. The record is from the annotation of a GenBank genome assembly.